CCCAAGCCGUGCAGCAGCCUCGACCUCAUUCCACCCAGCCCAGCCAACCACUCCGAUCCGCCCAGCCAGUUCUUGUCCCCCAGCAAGCCAGACUCGUCGCCGUCGCCAGCAACAAACCACACAACAACCGCCAAAAUGGGUCGUCUUCACUCCAACGGAAAGGGAAUUUCAGCCUCCGCGCUCCCCUACUCGCGGACUGCCCCCGCGUGGCUCAAGACCACUCCCGCCCAGGUCGAGGAGCAGAUCUGCAAGCUCGCCAAGAAGGGUGCCACUCCUUCCCAGAUUGGUGUCGUCCUCCGUGACGCCCACGGCAUUGCCCAGGUCCGCAUCGUCACCGGCAACAAGAUCCUCCGCAUUCUCAAGUCCAACGGCCUCGCUCCCGAGCUUCCCGAGGAUCUGUACAUGCUGAUCAAGAAGGCUGUCUCCGUCCGCAAGCACCUCGAGCGCAACCGCAAGGACAAGGACGCCAAGUUCCGCCUCAUUCUCAUCGAGUCCCGUAUCCACCGCCUGGCCCGCUACUACAAGUCUGUCGGUGUCCUGCCUCCUACCUGGAAGUACGAGUCUGCCACCGCCAGCACCAUUGUCGCUUAAGCGAGCUCCUCAUUCAUCUUCUCCAUGAAACGCGAAGAGUCGAGAGUCGAGAUCGCGCGUCGCAAAGGGGGUGUCGUGUGCUCCGCCGUGUAGCUGCUUGCAACAUCGGAUCAAGAAAACCCGAGUGCAACGGCACAGCCGUGAGCCCGGCGUGGUUAGCAAAAACUGUUGUUUGUCUCAGAGAUAUUACCACCCUUUUACUU
Messenger RNA from Microdochium trichocladiopsis, 794 nucleotides. Its product is annotated as ribosomal S13/S15 N-terminal domain-containing protein. Gene Ontology annotation, cellular component: nucleolus; cytosolic small ribosomal subunit; ribosome. Gene Ontology annotation, molecular function: small ribosomal subunit rRNA binding; structural constituent of ribosome. The coding region runs from base 136 to 591 and encodes 151 amino acids. The record is from RefSeq and is a predicted model, not a curated record. The transcript is spliced from 4 exons. Gene Ontology annotation, biological process: translation. NCBI's taxonomy places the organism in Eukaryota, Fungi, Ascomycota, Sordariomycetes, Xylariales, Microdochiaceae.